AUGGCCCUGGGUCAGUCAGAUGCUGCUGAGGACCGAGGCCUGGCCACAGGCCCCGAAGACAGCCCUGGCAGGGCCAGAGGCACCAGGCACAGACUUCGAGCCGAGGUUCCUAAUGGUGGCUGUGUGGGGGGUGCUGGGUGGCAUCUGUCCCACUCACCCCCACCCCCUCACCAGCCGCAGGGAUGUUUCUGCUCAUCUUUGUCCCUGGGACCCCGUGGCCCCACUCCUUGCCCACAGCCCUCAGAGCCAGCCGGUGGCCAUUGCCCAUGGCAGGCUAUAAGCACUGGCCCACGACAGGCCCCAUGGGGCAGGGUGCGUGUGGGCCAGGACUUUGGGAGCCCAGAGGGCACUCAGUUGUCAUCCCAGCUCUGCAGCGUGGCCACUUGUGGUGCUCGUUCCACAUGGUUUCACCCUAACAUCAGUGCAGUUGAGGCAGAGAAGCUGCUCCUGUCCGGGGACCAGCACAGGAGCUUCCUGGUGAGACCCAGCAAGAGCUCCCCCGGCUUCACACUGUCCGGCAGGCGCCACAAUGAGGUAGCCUACAUCAAUGUCCAGAACACGGGCGACUACUACGAUCUCUACGGAGGGGAGAAGUUCGCCACGCUGGGCGAGGUGGUGCACCACUACACAGGCCAGCGUGGGGGGCUGCUCCGUGAGCGCAGCGGGGCCCCCGUAGAGCUCCGGCAGCCACUGGGCUACCAGGACCCUGUCUCUGAUCGGUGGUACCAUGGACACCUGUCUGGCAAGGAGGCCGAGCCGCUGCUGAUGGAAAAAGGACGUCUGGGCACCUUCCUGGUGCGGGAAAGUCAGAGCAAGCCUGGGGGCUUCGUGCUGUCCGUGCUCACACCGAGGCCUGAGAGGGCCGACCUCCAGCCGCAGGUCACACACAUCACGAUCCACUUCCAGCCAGAUGGGAAGUACGACGUGGGAGGAGGGAAGUUCGACUCCCUCGCUGACCUGGUGGAGCGCUACAGGAAGAACCCGAUGCUGGAGAAGUCGGGGACCGUGAUGCAGCUCAAGCAGCCCCUCAAAGCAGCGAGGAUCAACGCCGCGAGCAUUGAGAGCCGAGUGCGAGGGCUCAGCGGGCCCACUGGUGCCCGCGGGAAGGCCAAGCAGGGCUUCUGGGAAGAAUUUGAGAUGCUGCAGCAGCAGGAAUGUUGGCUCCUGUACCCCCGGGAGGAGGGGCAGCGGCUGGAGAACAAGCCCAAGAAUCGCUACAAGAACAUCCUUCCCUUUGAUACCACCCGUGUCACUCUGCGUGAUGUGGACGACACCGUGCCUGGAGCCGACUACAUCAACGCCAACUACAUCAGGAGCGAUCCGGAGAAGCCAGGUCACGGACCGGGCAAGGUGUACAUCGCCACCCAGGGCUGUCUGCAAAGCACAGUGGCUGCCUUCUGGGCAAUGGUGCACCAGGAGAACACGUGGGUCAUUGUCAUGGCCACGAGGGAGGUGGAGCGAGGCCGGAUAGGAAACAAAUGCUUCCGGUACUGGCCCGAGCUGCAGGGCAGCCAAGAAUAUGGCCGUGUGCGUAUUUUCAACUUGGCAGAGUACCAAGCCCAGGGCUACUGCAUGCGGGAACUACAGGUGUGGCGGCCAGAUCAGGAGGAGCCGCGGCGCACAGUGAAGCACUACCAGUACUUCAGCUGGCCAGACCACGGGGUCCCGGCCGAGCCCUCCGGCGUCCUCGGCUUCCUGGAUGAGGUGAACAGGGCCCAGAGCAGCAUGCCGGGGGCUGGACCCAUGGUGGUGCACUGCAGCGCCGGCAUCGGACGCACUGGCCCCGUCAUCGUGAUUGACAUCCUGGUGGACCUCAUCCGCAGGCAGGGUCUGCACUGCGACACCGACGUGCCCAGGACCAUCCGGCUGGCGCGGCGGCAGCGCUCGGGGAUGCAGACCGAGGCGCAGUACGAGUUCGGGCACCUGGCGCUGCGGCGGCACAUCCCGGCCGAGCGGCUGCGCCUGCGCGAGCAGCGCCGGCCGCCGGAGGAGCCCUACUACCUGAACGUGGGCCUCGGGUCGGCGGACCCCGGCCGCAGCGCUGCCCCCGUGUCGUCUCGGGCGCCGGCGGCGAUCCCAGAGGCGACCGGCGGCGAGUACGAGAACCUGCGGAGCCCCGCGCGGUGAGGGUGCCCGCCUGCGCGUGCCCUGGUGGGGGCCAGAGCCGCGCGGGAUGGGGGGGCCCGCCGGGCCGGGGCGCUCCUCGGAAGGACUGUGUUUAGGGCAGCUUCUCCCCGCGUCUCCCCCAGCCCUCAGACCCUCCCGAACGUGGCCUG
Lutra lutra (Eurasian river otter) is the source of this 2276-nucleotide messenger RNA. Its product is annotated as tyrosine-protein phosphatase non-receptor type 11-like. The record is from RefSeq and is a predicted model, not a curated record. Gene Ontology annotation, biological process: protein dephosphorylation. Gene Ontology annotation, molecular function: protein tyrosine phosphatase activity. Lineage: Eukaryota; Metazoa; Chordata; Mammalia; Carnivora; Mustelidae.